AUGCAGACUUCAAGAAUUGCAGACUUCAAGCAUUGCAGAAUUGACAGCGAGGAGGCCGAUGAUGAGGUCCGGGCUGCCGGUUAUGCCGAUGCAGAGGGUGGUGCUGUUGAGGCGCUCGAGGGUGAGCUAGCGCUUGCAAACGAGGGAGCAGGCAUCAUGGAUCGAAUAAUGCAGAUUGUAGUUCAUUGCUCUGGUGCUGAUUUGAAGGUAGAAUCCGGUGUGACAACUGAUUUGGACCGCAAAAGUUUGUUAGCAUCGGAUAAUUCAAAUGGUUCCAUUGAUAACAUUGUUGGGUCUAAUUCAGUUUUGAAUGCUAACAAUGUUCAAAAGGUGAAGAAAGACGGAGAUCAGGUGGUUGGAUCAAAUGAGGGUAUUAGGGAUAAGAAGAGCAAUUCAAUGUCGAGCAAAGGAUCUAAAUUAGAGGGCAAGGACAAGAAACAAAAGCAGAGUGAUGGGUUGGAAUCAAAGGAAGUGCCUAAGGAGGUGGAUAAUGGUGCAAAUACGGUCUUUGUGAACCUCAUAGGGAAGGAGGGGACGUGGAGUGAGGAAUGUGAUACAUCUAAUAUAUGUACUGAUGAGGGCAACCAGUUGGUUGCGUGUUUGAAAGUUCUCGGAAAUGGUUAUCAUUUUUCAAAUUCUCACCAUCUUUCACUUUUAAUUAAGAACAUGGCCAAAGGCCCUCUCUUGGUUACCAUUGUAACUCCUGAUUUUGUGCAACUGGACGAAACAAAAAUUCAACUUGAAGAGAAAGAAAACAGAAAAGGAGGGGCUGGCAGUUCAAUUGUCCUAAAAGCUAGAAAUGGUCGAUGCAACCUUGAUUUGAAGGACCUAAUCACAAACAGUUCCAGGAAGAAGCCUGAGAAUUCUUCAAACUUCGCCUACACAAACUUCCCAAAACAAAAACCUACGAUUGCAAUUCUGUUCUUUGCUUCAGCAAUGAUAUUAGCAUCGGCUUGGAUGUGCAUCAGCUUUAGAAAUAGGCGGGUCUCUGGCAGUGGGUUGAAAUAUCAAAAGCUAGAUAAGGACCUACCAAUUUCCAAUGGAAAAAACCGGGUGUUGCAUGUUAACGAUGUAUGGGAUAAUAACUGGGACGAUAAUUGGGAUGAUGAGGAGGCACCUCACACACCCUUGAUGCCGAUUACUCCUAGUCUUUCUGGCAAGGGCCUCGCCUCACGACGGUUGAACAAGGAAGCGUGA
This is a messenger RNA of Malus domestica (apple), 1197 nucleotides long. RefSeq lists its product as uncharacterized. Lineage: Eukaryota; Viridiplantae; Streptophyta; Magnoliopsida; Rosales; Rosaceae. The record is from RefSeq and is a predicted model, not a curated record.